Messenger RNA from Penicillium atrosanguineum, 828 nucleotides. RefSeq names its product phytanoyl-CoA dioxygenase family protein. Lineage: Eukaryota; Fungi; Ascomycota; Eurotiomycetes; Eurotiales; Aspergillaceae. The transcript is spliced from 3 exons. Bases 1 to 828 code for a protein of 275 amino acids. The record is from RefSeq and is a predicted model, not a curated record.
AUGGAUAACUUUCACUAUAAUCUGACUUCGGAGCAGCUCCAAAGCUUUCAAGAAGGAGGAUAUCUACUGGUUCGCGGUUUUUUCAGUCCGACCGAGACAAAGCUGUUACAGCAAUGGGCACAAGAAGUCCACGAUUUGCCUCGUACACCCGGUGUCCCCUGGAUGCCUUAUGAAGAGGUCAAUGGAGAGGGAAAGCAUGUCUUGUGUCGCACGGAGAAUUUUGCCAAUUCACACAACGGGUUCAACAGCUUCCUUCGGGGGCAACGUGCCACCAGUGCAUUGAACCAGCUUUCGGGAGAGGAGAUGCUUCUUUUCAAAGAAAAGAUCAACUACAAGUUGGCCGGUAGUGGUGGUUUUGACCCGCAUAUCGACGCCAAUGCUUACACUCACGUUAAGAACAUCAAGCAUCUGACAAUCCUUGCUGCAGUUGACGAGAUGGACGCUUCUAAUGGAGGUCUAGAGGUGGUUGAUGGCAGCCACCGCAUGGAGAUUCCACUGGGCAGUGAUCGUUGCAUUACGCCUAGCUGGGUCGACAGCCACCCGUGGACGCCAUGCAAUCUGGCGCCGGGCGAUAUUCUGGUCUUUGGAUCUUAUCUGGCUCACCGUAGCGGUGCCAAUACUAGUCCCAAGGAUCGCCGCGCUGUUUACGCGACAUACAACUGCGCAGCCGAGGGAAAUCUGCAUGAUCAGUACUAUGCCGACAGGCAGAAGCUCUGGCCUGCGACACAUAUGCGGAAGGAGGGCAUGGAUUACGAGGAGGGUCGAGCUCGCUACGCCUUCGGCUCUCCUAUGUUGACAGUUGACUCGAAGGCCGUUUCUGCAGUUUGA